Molecule: messenger RNA, 2301 nt
Organism: Cryptomeria japonica (Japanese cedar)
Lineage: Eukaryota; Viridiplantae; Streptophyta; Pinopsida; Cupressales; Cupressaceae
Product: ankyrin repeat-containing protein At5g02620-like
Exons: 3
Coding region: 212-2191 (659 amino acids)
Cellular component (GO): plasma membrane
Molecular function (GO): protein phosphatase regulator activity; protein phosphatase 1 binding
Source: RefSeq, a predicted model, not a curated record
AACGAAAGAAAAAGUGAGAUUCCAACUAAAGUUGUGGAAACCCUGAAGUGUAAGAUGUGGAUACUUGUAUUUUUAAUGUUUCCCUUGUGGAAAAACUGAGACCACAUAUUCUAUUAUGUAGUUUCUGGCAUAAUACUGAAUGUAGUAUUAUUCAAUCCUAUUACAAAGAAGCGUGCCUUGGUGUUGAAGGCUGUAACGGCAGAUAUUUAGCAUGGCCACUGAGGGUCAACAACUCGGCGGAAGGAUCGAUCCUGACGCCUUCAAAGCUGCGGUAACGCGUUUAAGGAUCGAUCAACAACUGAGUUCCCAACUUAAAGCAGCUCUCAACAAUAUUACACCUGGAGGGGAAAAUACUCUUCUCCAUUUGGCUGCUAGUGUAGGAAAUCUACACUUCAUUCAACAGCUCCUGCAACUCAAUCGUCAACUUCUGAAGGAAACCGAUCCCGAAGUGAAGCCUCUGCUUGUGAAUGCUACCAAUGCCGAAAAGGAUACUGCGUUACACUUGGCUGCGCAGGGAGGUUUCUCCAACGUUGUGAAGAUUCUACUCCAACAACCAGAAAGUGGUGUGGAUCUCCGCAAUAAGCUUGAUGAAACAGCUUUGUUCAAAGCCUACGAAAGCGGCAAUUUAGAGACAGUGAAGGCAAUAUUUGACGCAUCUCCGUCGAGCUUACUCGAAAGUACGGUGCACAAGAGGAACUGUUUAUCUGUUGCAGUAAACAGAGGAGAUUCAGAUCUAGUUGAUCAUAUACUAAAUUUAUCAGAUGCGAAGCAGUUAAUCCAACGUAAGGACGAACUUGGCAACACAGCUCUGCAUAUAGCUGUUGAAAGAAACUACGUGCAUAUAAUAAAGAAGUUAAUAAAAUUUGAGGCCGAACUGUGUUAUUGGGUUAAUGACAGCCAAGAAACUCCCAUCUGUGUGGCAGCGAAAUUGGGUCAUCUGGAAGCAGUACAAGAGUUGAUAAAUGAGAGGCCAGACGCUGUCGAAAUACGGAAUAGUUGUGGAAUGAACGUUCUGCACUUAGCUGCCCUAGUUAGGCAAGUGCGAAUUGUUGAUUACCUGAACGAAGAGGUAGGCUUAUCAUACUUGGUCAACAAGGGACUUGACAAACCUCCACAUGAAGAGCCUCUGCGAAGUGGAGGAAAGACAGAUCCGGCUGAAAAGAAAGAUCCAAAAGAUGAGCCCGUGAAAAGUGGAGGAAACACAGAUGCGGGUGAAAUGAAAUCUCCUUUUUCGAGGAUAAGUGAAGGAGACACACCACUGCAUAUUGCAGCAAAGAAAAAAGACUUGAAUAUGGUGAAGUCGUUGCUUUGUAUAGCGGGGAUAAACAAGUUUGCUGUCAACAAGGCAGGCUUAACGGCCUUUGAUAUCGUGAGAGAGAACACGCACUAUCACGAAUCUGACAAGAUAAUUUCAGUUCUGGCCAGUUAUCCUUCCAAUCGCAAGCCAUUCUUGUACAGCGCUCCAAAGGUGAGUGCAGAGAAACAUGAGGUUGCUGUUGAGAUGGUGGACAAAACAUAUGAGGACAGGCGCAACACAGAACUAGUGGUGGCAGUUCUAUUAGCGACAAUGUCAUUUACGGCAGCUUUCACUGCUCCGGGCAGUUUCGUGACGGACGAUGGGAAUGGAAAUGGGGACUCAAAGGGAUCGGGAAUUUCGCCUGCGCCUGCGCCUGGAACUGGCUCAGACAAGAGUUUAGGUUCGCCGAUUCUGCUUCCGUUGGCCUCCUUCAAGGUUUUUCUCAUCUUUGAUUGUGUGGCAUUCUUUCUGUCGCUCUUAGUGGUGCUGAUGUGGCAGAUGAGUACACCUAUUACCACGGGAAAUAAGGUAUUGUUCCUCUGUAUUACCAACCUAUUGGUUUGUGCCACGUUUGCCUUUACGGCCUAUGGCUUCAUGCUUGCAGUGUAUGCCAUGCUUUCCAACAUGAAUCCCGAGCUGGCUUGGUUCAUUCUUGGGGCGUGCUUGAUCAUCUGCUUCUGUGGUAAUUUCACUUUUUUCUACAUGGCUGCAAAGUUUACAGUGAAGAAGGCUAGGUUUAACCACCUGAACGGUCUACUUCCUUUUCUUUCUGACCGUCUGGGGGAAUACGUGUGGAUAAAAUUAGAAAGAUGGGGGCUUUUGGACUUGGUGCGCCGGUCCAAAACCAAGUGGCUUGCUAUCCUAUACUACCAUAGCAAUGAGAACGAUAAAUAAGGUUUGGGAAAGUUGCUUUUGCAAGUCUGAUACAGUGUUGCAGCUUCUUAUUUCUACAUGACUUUGAUCGUAUUCAACUAUGUCUUAUAAUAUUAAAUGUUUUCAUAUUA